UUGUGAGCAAUGAGGUGGCCGUGGCCGGUGACCGUACUAACAAUUAAAAUCUCAUUUUUGAAAAAAAUACUAAGAACCGCCAUUUUUACUUGAUCAAAAUCUAAAACAAAAAGGAACCCAGCAAUCAAUUUGUCCUUCGUUUUCCUAACCUUAAUGAGUAGCUUUCCUACUCAUAAACUCAAACAAUUACCAUACACCACCAUUAACACCCAUUUCACCAACAAUUCCCUCACACAACCCCUCACUUCUCUUCAAUGCGGAGCCAUUUUACAGAGCCUCACCAACACCAAAUCUCUCACAACAGGCCAACACCUCCAUGCCUACAUCAUUACCUCCGGCAAUCUCGUGUCCAACACUUAUCUCAGCACAAAACUCGCUGCUUUUUACGCAAACUGUGGUCAAAUGGCUAAUGCCCGCAUAAUCUUUGAUGGGAUUGUUUUCAAAAGCUCAUUCUUGUGGAAUUCCAUGAUUAGAGGCUAUGCCUGUAAUGGGUAUUCAGAAAAAGCUCUUGCUUUGUAUCAAGAAAUGAAAUUUUUUGGGCAGAGGGCUGAUAAGUUUACGUACCCCUUCGUGAUUAAGGCGUGUGGUGAUCUGUUUGGGGUAGAAAUUGGCAGGAGGGUUCAUGGUAGAGCUGUGAUUAAUGGGUUUGAUUUGGAUAUGUAUGUGAGUAAUUCUCUUCUUGCAAUGUAUUUGAAGUUUAUGGACAUGAGUUUGGCGCGAAUGGUGUUUGAUAGAAUGCCUAAGAGAGAUUCGACGUCUUGGAAUACCAUGAUUUCAGGUUAUGUAAAGAAUGGGAAACCAGAAGAGGGUUUGGCUAUUUUUGAUUUAGCGAAGCGAACGGGGUUGGUUGCUGAUGAUGCGACUCUGAUCGGUCUUCUUAGUAUAUGUGCAGAACUAGUUGCAGUGAAGCUGGGGAAAGCAGUACAUGGUUAUGUUUUUCGAAAUAGGUAUGCGGUUGUAUGUAAUAAUUUUUUGAUGAAUUCUCUUAUUGAGAUGUAUUGUAAAUGUAAUUCUAUGGUAGAUGCAAGAAGAUUAUUCGAGAAAAUGGAAUUGAAAGAUACUGUAUCAUGGAAUUCGUUGAUUUCUGGCUAUGCACGAAAUGCAGAGGCUUUUGAAAGCUUAAGGCUUUUUUGUCGACUGGUUUUGGAAGGAACCAAGCCUGAUCAAAUAACCUUUAUUAUUGUGCUUGGAGCAUGCCAUCAAGUCACAGCAUUUCAGUUUGGCAUGUCUGUUCACUCCUGCCUUGCUAAGAAAGGAUUUGGUGCAACCAUUGUUGUGGGAACAGCCCUUAUCGAUAUGUAUGUUAAAUGUGGAGCUUUAGCUUGUGCACAUCAUGUUUUUGAAGAGAUUCCUAGAAAAAAUUUGGUAUGUUGGAGCGCUAUGAUUUCUGGAUAUGGCAUUCAUGGAAUGGGAAGAGAUGCUAUCUCACUUUUUCAUGAAAUGCUUGAGAACAAUAUCUGUCCAGAUGAGGGUGUUCUUACGUCAGUUUUGUCAGCUUGUAGCCAUACAGGUUUGGUUUCUGAAGGUAAAAAAAUCUUCCAUAGAAUGACAACAAAUUAUAAUGUGAGUCCUGUACUUGCUCACUAUUCAUGUUUGGUGGAUCUUCUAGGUCGAGCAGGGUAUUUAGAUGAAGCAUUUGAGCUUAUUGAUAGCAUGAUAGUUAAUCCCUCCUGUGAUAUAUGGGCUGCACUCCUUAAUGCUUGCCGAUUACAUCGAAAUAUUGAUUUAGCAGAAAUCUCUGCAGAAAAACUUUUUGAGUUGAAUCCAAGACAGGUAGGUGGUUACAUUUGCCUAUCCAAUAUGUAUGCUGCUGAGAAAAGAUGGGAUGAUGUGGAAAGGAUUAGAGCAUUGAUGAGACAGAAGGGGCUAACGAAAUCGGCAGGCUGCAGCUUUGUUGAGUUAAACAAGACAGUUCAUCGGUUCCUAGUUGGAGAUAAAUCACAUCCGCAAAUGGAAAAUAUAAACUCAAAGUUAAAGCACUUGAAUCAGCUACUCAAGGAGGCUGGAUACAAGCCUGAUACAAGCUCAGUGUUCUAUAAUGUUGACGAAGAAACAAAAGAGAAGAUGCUUUGGGAUCACAGUGAAAGAUUGGCUAUUGCCUUCGCUCUUAUUAAUACAGGUUCCAAGACCACUAUAAGAAUCACAAAGAACCUUCGUGUUUGUGGAGAUUGUCACAUUGUAAUAAAAUUGAUCUCUAAGCUCUUGCAUCGAGAAAUCAUCAUGCGAGAUAUCCGCAGGUUCCACCAUUUCAAAGAUGGUUUAUGUUCCUGUGGUGAUUACUGGUAACUGAUUAUUAAUCAAAAGGCUAUUCUCAUUUCAAAGCAGCAAACCACCAAGUAGACCAACACUACCAUCAACUGGCAAAUCUGUUUUUGAAUUCCAUGGGAAGGGUGCUAAUCCUUCGGUCGCUUUUAGGAGAUCUUCAAUUGAAAUCUUUGGUUUUGAUCGUUCAAGUGGAGCUAGUUCGUGGUUGAACUUCUGGGCAUUUGGACAGUAAUCCUGAAAACAAAUACAAAUGUUAGGUAAGGUUUAAUAGAUGAACAUUCAGAUUCUAUCAUCCAUUUACUUGUGGCUACUUACCUGGUCAGCAUGCAUUUUCUUCACAAAUAUCUUAAAUAGAUCAAAGUUGGUUUCUUGUAGUAGAUCAUCCGAUAAACGUAGGUAUGUCAUCCCAUACAUCAUAUACUUUGGUGGCCCAUUCUUAUUGACACCAAUAGGCCUAACAUUUAGAAGGAUUUGAUUAUAAGCUGUGGCGUCGUAUCUUGCAAGUGCAUUCUCGCCAGCAACCUCAAUGUUUUCUCUCCAACCUCCACUCAAAACCUGCACUUGGUUGAGCAAGGCAUUAACUAAUCACAUAUCAAUAAUGAAUUAUUUAUAUUUAAGUUUCCUUAUAGUUCGUAUAUUAGGUUUUCUCAUAUUUCUUGCAUUAUCUAAUUUGGAUGAAUUCUAAGAUUUAUCAGCUAAAAUUGAAUUUAAUUUGUUUUCUACCUGUUUUACAAGUUCUUGAGGUGCACUCAAAGCAUUAGCUGGUUGCUCUGUGUUUCUCAUCUCGAGACAUGUAAAGUUCAAAAUACCGUAAUGCCUUGAUAGCAUCCUUGCAAUAGGUCGGUACCCAUCUCUUCCAUACAAGUUAUAGUAUCCUGCAGUAAGCUCUGCUGCGUGGCUAGAAUCAUUGUACCACCAAUGUAUUCCGGAUACCUGUAUCGACAUUAGAUAUAAUAUUAUGAGGUAUUACUGAUUGAUGAGGAAAGAAAUAAAGUUCCUUGAUUUACUUUUGCUGCUAAUUUGACUUUACAGCCGAGAAACGCUUGAUUGGCUUCAUCAAGGAUCUCAUCCCCAUGGAUCAGCAACUUGUUUGAGUACCAAGUCAAAAAGAACUGUCCCUCUUCAGUACGGUAUGUCCCAUUUUUCCCAAAGAAGCCUGUAUCUUUUGGUGUAUCAUUCAAUGUCCCUGCAUCUUUAGGAAAUUCGUAUUCAGGAUGUCCUGCAUUUGCUGCUGCUUCUUUGAAGUCCGCUUCGAGAUACUUGUCAUAACA
Molecule: messenger RNA, 3536 nt
Organism: Mercurialis annua (annual mercury)
Lineage: Eukaryota; Viridiplantae; Streptophyta; Magnoliopsida; Malpighiales; Euphorbiaceae
Product: pentatricopeptide repeat-containing protein At3g12770-like
Exons: 2
Coding region: 154-2286 (710 amino acids)
Biological process (GO): RNA modification
Molecular function (GO): zinc ion binding; protein binding; RNA binding
Source: RefSeq, a predicted model, not a curated record